Messenger RNA from Orcinus orca (killer whale), 3291 nucleotides. It is a transcript of the gene NUB1, whose product is annotated as negative regulator of ubiquitin like proteins 1. The transcript is spliced from 15 exons. Gene Ontology annotation, biological process: regulation of ubiquitin-dependent protein catabolic process. The record is from RefSeq and is a predicted model, not a curated record. The coding region runs from base 159 to 2003 and encodes 614 amino acids. Gene Ontology annotation, molecular function: protein binding. NCBI's taxonomy places the organism in Eukaryota, Metazoa, Chordata, Mammalia, Artiodactyla, Delphinidae.
GGUUACGGUUGGCGCGGCGGUGGCGCAGGUGAGGAGUCGGCGGCCGAGCGUCGAGUCCCAGACCCGGGUCUCAGCCCCGCCGCCUGGCGCCCCCGCUCCCCCGGCGCGACCCCGACGCCAACCCCGUGUGGGUCGGGCGCGACCGCAGCGGCGGGAGGAUGGCGCAAAAGAAAUAUCUCCAAGCAAAAUUGACCCAGUUUUUAAGGGAAGACAGAAUUCAACUCUGGAAACCUCCAUAUACAGAUGAAAAUAAAAAAGUUGGUUUGGCAUUGAAGGACCUUGCUAAGAAGUACUCUGACAAGCUAGAAUGUUGUGAAAAUGAAGUAGAAAAGAUAAUAGAAGAAAUACGUUGCAAAGCAGUGGAGCGUGGCACAGGCAAUGAGCACUAUAAAGCAACAGGAAUUGCUACAAUCGAAGUCUUCUUACCUCCACGGGUAAAAAAAGAUAGGAAAAACUUGUUGGAGACCCGACUGCAUGUCACUGGCAGAGAACUGAGGUCUAAGAUAGCUGAAACCUUUGGAUUUCAAGAAAAUUAUAUCAAAAUUGUCAUAAAUAAGAAACAACUUCAACUAGGGAAAACACUUGAGGAACAGGGAGUGACCCACAAUGUAAAAGCUAUGGUGCUCGAACUAAAACAGUCUGAAGAGGAUGUGAGGAAAAACUCCCAGGUUGAAGAAGAAGAGCAGAAUGAAGCCAGACUAAAAGAAAAAAGAAUUCAGAGGACUAAGAGAGGCCUGGAGAUACUGGCAGAGAGAGCUGAGAUGGUGGUGGAUCCAGAAACCACACCAUACUUAGACAUAGCUAACCAGACGGGCAGAUCAAUCAGAAUCCCUCCAUCAGAAAGAAAAGCCCUUAUGUUAGCUAUGGGAUAUCAUGAGAAAGGCAGAGCUUUCCUGAAAAGAAAAGAAUAUGGAAUAGCCUUGCCGUGUCUGUUGGACGCUGACAGAUAUUUCUGCGAGUGCUGCAGAGAACUGCUGGACACUGUGGACAACUAUGCAGUACUCCAGCUGGACAUAGCAUGGUGCUACUUCCGCUUGGGACAGCUGGAAUGCCUGGACGAUGCAGAGAAGAAAUUAAACAUGGCCCAGAGAUGCUUUAAAAAUUGUUAUGGAGAAAAUCAUCAGAGACUGGUCCACAUAAAAGGAAAUUGUGGAAAAGAGAAAGUCUUGUUUUUAAGACUUUACUUGCUUCAAGGUAUCCGAAAUUAUCACAGUGGAAAUGGUGAAGAGGCUUAUGACUAUCUCAACAAGGCAUGUCAGCUCUUUAAAGAGCUAUAUAUUGAUCCAUCUAAAGUUCACAGUUUGAUGCAGCUGGGAUUUAGUGCCCAGGAAGCUCGGCUUGGCCUAAGGGCAUGUGACGGGAACGUGGACCACGCAGCUGCCCACAUCACCAACCGCAGAGAGAAAUUGGACCAAAUAAGGAAGGAGGAAAAAGAGAAGAAAAGACGCCGCCUGGAGAACAUAAACUAUUUGAAAGGAAUGGGCUACUCCGCUCGUGCAGCCAAGCAGGCGCUCCACCAGGCCAGCGGGAACCUGGAGGAGUCCCUGCAGAUUCUGCUCAGUCAGCCUCAGAUGUGGUGGUUAAACGAUUCUGGUCCGGAAACCAACAGCCAUCAGGAGAGUCCUUCUCGGGAAACCAUUGACCAACUGGUGUACAUGGGCUUCGACGCGGCAGCGGCUGAGGCUGCCCUGAGGGUGUUCCGGGGAAACGUCCAGCUGGCAGCUCAGACCCUCGCUCACAACGGUGGAAGUCUUCCUUCUGACCUGCGGCUCUCGGCGGAAGAUUCUUCAGCAACGCCACCCACAUCCCCGUCUGAUUCUGCAGGGACCUCUAGCGCCUCAACAGAUGAAGAUAUGGAGACAGAGGCUGUGAAUGAAAUCCUGGAAGAUAUUCCAGAACAUGAAGAAGAUUACCUUGACUCAACUCUGGAAGACGAAGAAAUUAUUAUUGCAGAGUACUUAUCCUAUGUAGAAAGUAUAAAGACAGCAACAAAGAGAAACUAAGUGAUGAACAGAAGUGAGCACUAAGUUUCUGCUCAUAAAUUCUAUCAUUAUGAAGAGUGUAAUGCAGGUCUUUUUUUUUUCUUACGCUUUAUCUGAUUUUGCUCCAGAGUGCUUCCUACCUGGGGGCGGGAGGGGUAGGCGGGGAACAGGGAUGUAAAGAGUAAGAGACUUGGUGGGGUCCGGUGGGGGGGGGCAGGUGCCGGUCCCCAGGGUCCGUCUUGGGAACUGAGCUGCCUCUGGCCAGAUCUUGCAGUUCCCAGCUGCCUUCAGGUUCUGCAACCCUAAUGCCAGCCUCCCUGCUCUGUUUUUUCCCCACCCAGAAAUGGGAAGGACUGGGAUAGGGUGGCUGCUAGGGAAGGGAUCCAGGAGGAGCUCAUGGGAGCGAAAGCGGGCCCUGUCUCCUCCUCUUCAUCCUGCCCUGCUCUCCUGCCCUCCUGAGCCCACUGCUCGAUCGUCUCCUCCUUCCCGUGAUGCAGCUCUGCCUUUCUGCUUUCAGCCUCUCUGCCCUGUCCCGAAAACGUCCUUUAGAUCCUCAACCACUGCAGGUGCUCUGGGGGGCCUGAUGAUGAGGCAUCGGCUCCCACAGCCACACCGAACGGUGGCAGACGCCCUCAGCCUGAAACGUCUGUGUUUUGUGCUUAGCUUAGUAAAGUAGGCACUUGAAAUUCCAGGCUGAAAUUCAGAAUAUAUAUGUAUUCAAAGUUCUUCUUUACAAAAAUAAAAUCUUUUAUUAAAUGGUAAAGUCUUAAAUGCUAACCAAAGCAACUUAUUUUUAAUUAGCAUUUUUAGAUGCAUUUCUGUCCUAUUAAAUUCACUGCUGGCUAAGGUAAGAUACCUGUCAGAAAUUAAGGUAUAUUUUCUCCAAGUCUUUGUAGGGUUUCUUGGGUAUAUUACGGAAGACUGUUUGUAAAGGUAUGUUGUUAGCCUCUUAACAGCUCAAAUAACCGUUCUCAUUGCACCCUGCAUCCCUCCAUAAACGUGUAUUACAUGAAAAGCCUGUCCAGCACCAGGACGCAGCCAGCAGCAGCCGGUUGCUGGAUGAAUCAAGUGUCAGGUGUGUUCCCAAGGCUCUCCCUGCCUCCGGGAGUCACCGGAAGCCCCUGUGACAGGGCAGGUGGGCCACGUGGUUGCCGUCAGGGGGCUGGCCGAAAUGCUCCAGCUUUUUCAGGAAUCAUUUUCAACAAAGCUUGGAGAGCAGUCCAGUUUGAAUGGGUGGAAAUCUUUUCUUGUCAUUCUUUUAAAAUGGAUGAUACAGAUGGAAAUAAAAGGUGGAAAAUAUAUUCAAAAA